Molecule: messenger RNA, 1212 nt
Organism: Vittaforma corneae ATCC 50505
Lineage: Eukaryota; Fungi; Microsporidia; Nosematidae
Exons: 1
Coding region: 1-1212 (403 amino acids)
Source: RefSeq, a predicted model, not a curated record
AUGGUAAGACUAGGAGUUCUAUGUCUCUUGGGGUUUUUAAAAGGCGAAGAAGCAGCGCAUCACAAUAGCCACGUUCUCGAAAGCGAGAUCACAAGCAUCAAUGAUCAAAAGACACUAGAAGCCAAUUCGCAGUUCUAUAACAUUAGAAAGAUGGAUGGCUCAAUAAUUCUUAGAUCCAGCUCUGGUGAUGGAAGUCUGAUCAAUAUUAAAGAAGAAACAACAUCAGAUAAUUGGUCAACUGAAUUUACAGUCAAGAAUCUUAUGUUAAAAGAUAUUGAAAAGGCCGGAAUAUAUCUGUGGUACUUAGACAAACCACUUGAAAAAGGAAAUUAUAAAGGAGGGUCACCAACAUUUAACGGCUUUGUCACGGGAAUCGAGUUCUCAAAGGAAAGGUCUGAUGUUGUUUUUGCAUUCAACUACGGCUUGGAUUUUGGAAAUAAAGACAUGCAAACAACUAGGUUUGACCGUAUCAAUCCCACACUCAUUGACCAUUUGGAUGAAUUCAAGGUCAAAAUCAUUCAUACCGAAAAGAACUUUAAAAUUGAGCUGUUUGAUGAUAAGGGCAACUUGUUCUCGGACUCAUUUAGAAUCCAUGAGCCUUUAAUAAUGAAUAAACACAGCCGUGAAAAGAUCUUUGCGAUAACAACCAAGUACGAGCACUGCCCGAGUGAUAUUUUUUUUGAGUUGAAGGAUCUGCGAAUAUUGGCCAGAGAAGAAUCUGACAGAUACGAUAUGAGAGAUCUUCAUACUGAGUUCAAUCAGUAUCCCAGGAAUAAGAGUGAUGAAGAGCUAAGACUUGCAAUAGCCGAUGUAAACCACUUCAUGAGCUACCUAGCAAUAGUGUUGGGUUCAAAAAAUAACAAUAAUAUUGUUGAGAUGGUGCUUUCGAUCAAAAAGAAGCUGAGGAUCCUGAAGGACUCGCUUGAUUCAAUUGCUGGUAUUGUAAACGACCGUUCCAAGUUGGAUACUGCAUCACACGAGAAUGCAAUGAAUUCAAAAAUCAAUGAACUUGAAAGUAUGGCAAGUGAGUUGGCAAGGAAGAUUGAAAGUAUAAAAAGAAAGGUCAGGAGAAUGCAAGAUUCGGGCGGAAAAUAUACAUCAAGCAUGCUUAAAUGGACUUUAUUUGCAUGUGUUGUGUUUUUGGUGGGAUCGGUAAUUAAAACAAUAGGUGAGGGGAUACUUUCGCGGACAAAACUACCAAAAAAAGAAUAA